GCUCCGACUACCCCUCCAAUUGCUCAGAGCUAGCCCAGGCUGCAGAUUGUGGAUUCCACGUACAAUUGUCUUGGAGCAAAUUUAGGUCAAGUAUCAUCAUAAUAAUACAAGAAUUCCUCAAAUCUGCCUCAACUUUCACAAUCAUGGCAGCUCCCAUGGAUCAGAGAAUCAAUGUUCCUAUAGAUGAUCCAAAUGCCGAUACAGAAUGGAAUGACAUUUUGCGAGCCAAGGGUAUCAUUCCCGAGAAACCUCCUUCCCCCACGCCCCUUAUCGAAGAGGCUAUUCUCGAGGGACGUCGUCUUGCGCACGAAAACCGACUUGAAGGAAAGGAUCUCGACGAACUAGAUGCUCUUGAAGAUGAAGAAGAUGAUGCCUUCCUCGAACAAUAUAAAAAACAACGAAUGGCAGAAUUGUCAUCUAUAUCGAAGAAAGCCAAGCACGGCGCAGUAUAUCCUUUAUCGAAGCCUGAUUAUCAGAGAGAGGUUACAGAUGCAAGUCAAGACUCGCCAGUAUUGGUCAAUCUCACGAGUGGGCUGGGAACGAAUGUGGAAAGUAGGGUCUUGACUGAGUUGUGGAGGAGAGCAGCUGUUGAGUUUGGGGAAGUUAAGUUUUGCGAGAUGAGGGGUGACAUGGCUAUUGAGGGGUAUCCCGACAGAAAUUGCCCUACAAUACUGGUGUACAACAAAGGGGAUAUCGUGAAACAAGUGGUUACAUUGAUGACCAUGGGAGGUGUGCGAGUAGGAAUGGCAGAGAUUGAUAAGCUGCUGAUUGAAAUCGGAGCUAUCAAGGAUAACGACAUGAGAGUUACGAAGCGGAGACGUGAUGCAGAGGAUGAAGAAGAAGAGCGUCAAGAGAAGGGCGGUAUUCGAGGUUCGAAGCUGCCCAAUGUUGAGAGUGAUGAUGACGAUGACUGGUAAAAGGAGAUCUGGAAUCACACUGCAUAGCAUUUGGAGUUUUGGUGCAUAUAGAAAGACAAAGGAUCAAAACUUAUCCUUAUUUGCCGCAAUUCACACGCACAUCCCUAUUUAAUGGUCCACUAAUUUGAUGGGCCA
Botrytis cinerea B05.10 is the source of this 1052-nucleotide messenger RNA. It is a transcript of the gene Bcplp2, whose product is annotated as Bcplp2. Gene Ontology annotation, cellular component: cytoplasm. NCBI's taxonomy places the organism in Eukaryota, Fungi, Ascomycota, Leotiomycetes, Helotiales, Sclerotiniaceae. Gene Ontology annotation, biological process: protein folding. The transcript has a single exon. Bases 144 to 917 code for a protein of 257 amino acids. The record is from RefSeq and is a predicted model, not a curated record.